Messenger RNA from Notechis scutatus (mainland tiger snake), 1057 nucleotides. The record is from RefSeq and is a predicted model, not a curated record. Lineage: Eukaryota; Metazoa; Chordata; Lepidosauria; Squamata; Elapidae.
UGUCCUGACUCCGGGAAAAGCUUGAGUUACAAUUCCAACCCACUGAUACACCAGAAGAUUCACAUAGGAGAGAAACCCUUUGAAUGUUGUGAUUGUAAGAAAUCUUUCAGUCAGAAUUCCCAUCUUGUACAACACCAGAGGAAUCACACAGGAGAGAAACCCUUUGAAUGUCCUAUCUGUGGGAAAGGUUUCAGGCAGAAAUCUAGCCUGAUGAACCAUCAGAGAACACACACAGGAGAGAAACCCUUUGAAUGUCCUGAUUGUGGGAAAAGUUUCAUUAGAAAUUCCCACCUCAGGAGGCACCAGAGGACUCACACAGGAGACAAGCCCUAUGAAUGUCUUGAUUGUGGGAAAAGUUUCGGUCAGAAUUCCCACCUCAUGAGACACCAGAGGACUCACACAGGAGAAAAACCCUUUGAAUGUCCAGAUUGUGGGAAAAGUUUCAUUACAAAUUCACACCUCAUGAGACACCAGAGGAUUCACACAGGAAAUAAACCCUUUGAAUAUCCUGAUUGUAGGAAAAGUUUCAGUCAGAAUUCCAGCCUGAUGAAACACCAGAGGACUCAGACAGGAGAAAAACACUUUGAAUGUCCUGAUUGUGGGAAAAGUUUCAGUCACAGUUCCCACCUUGUUGCACACCAGAGGACUCAUACAGGAGUGAAACCUUUUGAAUGUCCUGAGUGUGGGAAAAAUUUCAGUCAGAGUUCCAGCCUGGUGAGACACCAGAGGACUCACACAGGAGAGAAACCAUACGAGUGUCCAGACUGUGGGAAAGAUUUCAGUAUUAGGUCUAACCUUAUAAAUCAUGUGCUUAUACACAUAGGGGAGAAACCAUUUAAGUGCCCCAACUGUGAACGGUGCUUCAGGAAACAGUCCACCCUAAUUGCACACAAGAAAAUCCACCUGAAGCCAAAAGUGAUGAGUAUAGAGAAGGGUUGAAUUCCAUUUCUAAUGUCCCAUUGUAAGUUCAGCUGAGAAAUUGACUAAUUUGACUACAAAGAAUUUGCCCAAUUUCUUGAAGUCAAAUAUGUCAUGGUAUUAGACGGGAAGGAGGAAA